AUGUCGCGCGGUUCUAGCUCGGGCUUCGAUCGUCACAUCACGAUCUUUUCGCCUGAAGGUCGUUUGUAUCAAGUUGAGUAUGCAUUCAAAGCGAUCAACCAAGGAGGACUCACGUCCGUGGCUGUGAAAGGCGUUGAUUCAGCAGUUGUGGUCACGCAGAAGAAAGUGCCGGAUAAGUUGCUCGAUCCGACGACGGUGACGCAGCUGUUUCACUUGACUGAGAAUAUCGGAUGCGUGAUGACUGGCAUGCCAGCCGACUCCAGGUCACAAGUGCAGCGAGCUAGGUAUGAGGCGGCUAACUGGAAAUACAAGUAUGGCUACGAGAUCUCCGUCGACAUGUUGUGCCGUCGAAUUGCAGACAUUUCGCAAGUGUACACUCAGAAUGCGGAGAUGCGACCCUUGGGAUGCUGCAUGAUGCUGAUCGCGUAUGACGAUGAACUGGGACCAUGCGUGUACCGUGCUGACCCAGCGGGGUACUUUUGUGGUUUGAAAGCCGCCGCUGUCGGAGUGAAACAGACCGAGGCGACGUCUUAUCUGGAGAAGAAGUUCAAGAAGAAGCAAGACUUGAAUGUCGAGGAGACGAUCCAGUUGGGAAUCGGUGCCCUUUCUUCGGUUUUGUCGGCGGAUUUCAAGCCGACCGAGUUGGAGAUCGGUGUGGUCACUGCGCGGGAGAAGAAAUUCAAGAUUUUGACAGAAGAUGAGAUCGAGAAGCACUUGGGUACAGUUGAGAUCCUUCCUCGUCCCGAGAUGGGUUUGCCUGACAGAAUCUCCCAGUCUGUGGAAGUGACACGUUUCCACACAAUGGAGAGAGUGAAUCGUCAGGUCCUCAUUAUCGACGGACACAAUCUCCUGUACAGGUUGUUUGGAGCGAGGACGAAGGAAUAUAAAUGUGGCCCGGAUUUCAAAGACAUGAGUGCCCGGUUUAAGGCCUUCAUGGAGUACCUCAAGCAGCAGACAUUGUUUCCCAUUCUUGUGUUCGACGGUUUCAGCGGAACCUUAGCUGGGUCAAAUACAUCGUUGCCGAAUAUGUAUUUGUCGCUGGUUGAAGACAUGGAGGUUCCUGUGUACGUUGCGGUGCGUAUCGCUGACGAGUUGAUCGCUGUCGCAGCCAGAUUUUGCAACGCUAUCGUCAUCUCAGAAGACACAGAUUUCCUCAUGUACGGCGUGAGGAUGAUUACGUGCUCUUUUCUCGCCGAUGCGUUUCAACGGAAGCACGACUGGUUCACGAGCGAAGUUCCCGUGAGGCACGCGGCAUUUUUCUACAAGAAUCUUGAGCAAAACGAGUGCUUGAAAAUGUUGGCCAAGGUGAGGGUUUCAGUUCAGGAAAUGGCGUCUACCCCAGAUAAAAAGCUCAAGAAAGCCCUAUUGACUUCCUUGAAAGAAAGUACGUGUGUGGAAGGAGAUCCUCUGACAGCGCUGAAAAUCCUAAUGAAUGUGUUCGAGGAGAACCUGAAGGCAGAGCCGAAGCUGCGUCAGAAGCUGUGGAAAGCCACUGCGAACUACGAGAAAUUUGCUCACGAGUGCAAUUUGUUGCUGAAUCGGUGCUCUGAUCUUUUGAAUCAGAAUUUCAAGGACGAAUCGUUGAUGUGGCUCUGGGAACGGGUUCAACCCAGUCAAUUUGCCGUUGGCCCGUUCGUCAUGUACUCGAUGAGAAGAAAGAUCCGAUUCAUACCAACGGCUCUCUACCCCGAUGCCUUCAGAGCAGCGAAUGUUCCAACAUCCGCAUUUUGCGCCCUGGUGGACGCCGCGAGUCAGCGUCCAGUGGAACGUGUGACUGUGGAACCCUGCCCGGACGACGGGUCUUUGGGUUUGCAAUUCCACGAGUCCAUUAAUGGGAUCGAAUUCACUUCGGGUUCGGACGGCGAGACGUUGUUGCGACGUCUGUUGGAGCUCGACGACGACGAGGCCUUGUGGAGAAACAUUUCGGAUCUGCCGCAGUCCUCUUCUGCUUUCGGGGUUGCCGUGAAUUUGUGGUUGAGGAACGAGUGUUUCGUGGUGGGCAAGGCGGUCCUUACGGCGGCACUCAUCACUCAUCUGGCCUUGUCGUCAGUGCUGAUGGGCAUAGACACGAGUUUGUUUUUGAACACGCCGAGCUGCAACUCGGAAUUCAAAGCGUGUACCAUGUACUCCGGUCUGCUCGUGAUCGCAGAAAGGGUCAACCUUGUGCUGUGUCUUCUGGGAAACCCACUGGCACCCAUCAAAGCAAGACUGUGUUUUAGUGGUUCUCUCUUCUGGAAAUGCUUAUACUUCAUUCGUUCCGGGGGUCAGGGACCCGACGAUAUCCUAAAUAGACUGAUCAUCGAUCGCGGCGAACGGGAAAGUUGCCGUGAUCUCCUCGGAAAGUUGUUGAACCUCUAUGAUGACAAUGCGGGUAUAUCGAAAAAGUCGUCGGCCGUGGAUCAAAAAGCAGAACGAAAGAGACGGAGAAAGAGUCGUGAAGUUGCUGCACGGAUUUCGAAGAAGGCCGAACGACGUCGAGGAGUUGAGUCAACGACGGAUCCCAUCGUGGUCGAGGACGAAGUUGAACAGCCGCGUAAGAAAAGCAAGAACGUCGUCGUCGAGUCUGAGAAGUUAUUUGCUGUCAGUUCGAACGAUCAGUUCUCGGAGGAAACCUAUCUUUCUCAAGUCGAAAUUAAGUCCCAUCGUUUGACGAACAAUUUGCCCAGCUGA
Molecule: messenger RNA, 2670 nt
Organism: Notodromas monacha
Lineage: Eukaryota; Metazoa; Arthropoda; Ostracoda; Podocopida; Cyprididae
Source: the annotation of a GenBank genome assembly